UUGUCCCCGCCCUCCCAAUCAUGUGAUUCAGGUGUCCCAAUCCCCUCCAUAUCAUGUGAUUCGGGUGUUCCAAUCCCCUCCCAAUCAUGUGAUUCAGGUGUUCCAAUCCCUCCCAAUCAUGUGAUUCAGGUGUUCCAAUCCCCUCCCAAUCAUGUGAUUCAGGUGUUCCAAUCCCCUCCAUAUCAUGUGAUUCAGGUGUUCCAAUCCCCUCCGUAUCAUGUGAUUCAGGUGUUCCAAUCCCCUCCGUAUCAUGUGAUUCAGGUGUUCCAAUCCCCUCCGUAUCAUGUGAUUCAGGUGUUCCAAUCCCCUCCGUAUCAUGUGAUUCAGGUGUUCCAAUCCCCUCCGUAUCAUGUGAUUCAGGUGUUCCAAUCCCCUCCCAAUCAUGUGAUUCAGGUGUUCCAAUCCCCUCCAUAUCAUGUGAUUCAGGUGUUCCAAUCCCCUCCAUAUCAUGUGAUUCAGGUGCUCCAAUCC
Messenger RNA from Staurois parvus, 471 nucleotides. The record is from the annotation of a GenBank genome assembly. Lineage: Eukaryota; Metazoa; Chordata; Amphibia; Anura; Ranidae.